This is a messenger RNA of Puccinia triticina, 663 nucleotides long. RefSeq lists its product as uncharacterized. The coding region runs from base 1 to 663 and encodes 220 amino acids. The transcript is spliced from 4 exons. The record is from RefSeq and is a predicted model, not a curated record. NCBI's taxonomy places the organism in Eukaryota, Fungi, Basidiomycota, Pucciniomycetes, Pucciniales, Pucciniaceae.
AUGGACGAUAGCAGCCAGGUUGGCUUGCCUCCUGCCCCUCCUAAACCUUCGUUCGCCAAUCGGAUAAAAAUCAAACUCGAGUACAAUGACUUGAAAUCCCAGUUUUAUCAGGUCACUAAUCUAAAAGAAUCUCUGUUUCAUGAUCUUUCCGAAAAACAAGCCAAGGAAUUCAAGUUAAGGAUGGAGUGCGACUUGAUUUUAGAUCAAAUCGAGCUGAUUCGGUCACGAAUACCAAUAAAGGAAGGAUUCGAGCCAGAAGAAGAGACGGACGCUGAACUAAAGCGACUGCGGAAGUACCAAGAAAACACGAACGGGUUCAUGUAUGAAUCCGACGAGGGAUUGAUGCAAGGCACAGGAAUCAAGAGGGCAGAUUCGGCCUCUCCUUCGUCGUCGUCGGAGCAGGGGACUGUCCAACGCCACGACUUCGCCCCCCACUCACACUAUCAAGCUGAGCCUCAGAACCGCCCCGAUCAGGAUCCGAACGAAGAGGCCGAGGACGCAGAGGGCGAGCAGGAUGACGAAGAGAUGGAAGAUGCACUCGGCGAAGAAGACCAUCUCGGCUCCGAACACGACCCCACUGAUCAGCAGGCCUCUCUGCAUCCUUCUUAUUCUCUCAAUCCCGCUCCUCCUCAUCCCUCUUUUCCCGAUAAUCAUGCCGCUUAA